AAACCGAAAACGAAGGCGAUCGGACAAGACCUCCAGAUCAGCUGACCAGCGAGGCCGACCUUUGACCCCCGCCUGAUAGCACGGUGACCGGUGUAUUAUGGUCCGAAUUGCUUUAUCUCUGGCCAUCUCACGCCGUCUCACAGUCCCAGUCCCCUCAUGAGUGUGGUUCUCGCUGUCAAAAAGGCUUUCGUGGGACAGCCUGCGCAAAUUUCAACGGCGGCUUUGGAACUUGCAUGAGUGAUUACUUUAGCACUUGGACAAGAGUCAAGAUGGAUGACCAGAUGGUGGCCUACAUAACCCUUUUCACAUCUACGGCUGUGAUAGGGUUUGGCAUCGGAGCGGUACUCUCUUACUUCCACCUCCCCUUCAUCUGGACGCACAAGGUUGAUAAAGAGAGUAAACGCCAUGGAGGUGAACUUGUGGCAGAAGUUUUAAAAUCUCAUGGAAUACGUUACAUCUUUACUUUACCUGGUGGUCACAUCUCGCCCAUCCUCGUUGCAUCAGAAAAGCUUGGAAUACGCAUCGUUGACACACGACAUGAGGUUUCGACAGUAUUUGCUGCCGAUGCUGUUGCCCGUAUGUCUGGCACUGUUGGCGUAGCAGCUGUUACCGCUGGCCCUGGACUAACCAAUACUGUUACAGCUGUAAAGAAUGCUCAGAUGGCAGAGAGUCCUGUUCUGCUAAUUGGUGGAGCUGCUGCCUCUAUCUUGAAGGGCCGAGGAGCUCUUCAGGAUAUAGAUCAGAUGUCACUCUUUAAGCCUCUGUGCAAGUACUGUGCAACUGUCACCUCAGUAAGAGAUAUCGUGCCAGUCGUCCGGCGAGCUUUGCAAGAGGCCCAGAGUGGAACGCCAGGUCCAGUGUUUAUUGAAUUUCCCAUUGAUGUGUUGUAUCCAUACCACAUGGUUGCAAAGGAGAUUGGUGUCAAAGGCGAGGGCAAGUCCUUCAUGCAGAAGAUUGUGAACUGGUACCUUGGUAACUACCUUGACAAUCUCUUUGCUGGAGCAUGGGAUCCUCAGGACACCAAGCCUCUCAGGGUUAACAUUCCUUUUGCCAACCAUGAUUUGGUUCAGCAGUGUGUGUCCAUAGUUUCCAAGGCAAAGAAGCCAGUUAUUGUGCUUGGAAGUCAGGCAACUCUCCCACCAACGCCAGCUGAAGAUCUACAGCGUUCUUUGAAAACCCUUGGGAUCCCUUGCUUCCUUGGAGGCAUGUCCCGUGGGCUUUUAGGUCAGAAGAGCGACAUUCAGAUGCGCCAGAGAAGACGCGAUGCAUUGAAGGAAGCAGAUGUCAUUAUCUUGGCUGGUGCAGUGUGCGACUUCAGGCUGUCUUAUGGAAGGACCCUGGGACGUAAAGCCAAAAUUAUUGCUGUUAACAGGAACAAGGAACAACUAUACAAGAAUGCUGACAUGUUCUGGAAGCCAGCUGUUGCUGUUCUGGGUGAUGUUGGAACAUUCAUGAGAGACCUUGCAGCUGGUUUAACUGGAUAUAACUGUGACCCGGAAUGGAUCUCCACUCUCAGAGAAAGGGAUGAAGCUAAAGAAAUAACAAAUAAGAAGAUGUCUGAAGAAAUACCCGAGAUGCAUCUAAACCCGAUGAAAGUGUUUAUGGAGCUUGAGGAACUGCUUCCGUCUGAUGCUAUCCUUGUUGCUGAUGGAGGAGACUUUGUGGCAACGGCUGCUUACAUCCUUCGCCCCCGUGGUCCUCUCAUGUGGCUAGAUCCUGGUGCUUUUGGGACUCUUGGUGUCGGCGGAGGAUUUGCUCUGGGAGCCAAGCUAUGCCGGCCAGAAUCUCAGGUCUGGAUUAUUUACGGCGAUGGAUCCUUAGGCUACUCGUUAUCAGAGUUUGACACAUACACUCGCCACAAAACCCCUGUCAUUGCUCUUGUUGGAAAUGAUGCAGGCUGGACUCAAAUUGCACGAGAGCAAGUUCCCAUGUUCGGAUCCAGUGUUGCAUGCACUUUAGCAUACUGCGACUACCAUAAAGCUGCUGAGGGUCUUGGUGCAAAGGGCGUUCUUAUUGGAUCCAAAGACAAUGUAACUGAGAAACUAAAGGAAGUACAAGAAAUUUAUGAGAAAGAGGGAGCGUCAGUCCUUGCCAAUGUAUUAAUUGGUAAAACCAAGUUUAGAGAGGGCAGUAUAUCAGUCUAGAUUUUCCAUAAAGCCUUUAGAUAAAGUUUCAAAAUUUUUGUAUGAUAACCUAUUGGAUUUUUUAAGUUGGAAUUUCAUAGGAAAAAAAUAUGUUUUGUAAAAGUAUUCCUUGUUAAAACAUCAUUGCAGAUAUGAGUGCCUAUCUCUGUCUUUAUAUUCCAAUUGCAAAUACUUUAUAAAUUGUUUGGAAGACCAGGGUGCUACUAUGUAAAUUAUAUAGACUGUAAAUGGUGCUGAACAUAUGGAUGUACUAAAUGCCAGUAUGUAAGAGGUUCAUCAGUGUGCUUUGAAGAGUUGUUUGUUGCAUUUACUAGUGUUGUAAUUAAUUAUUCCCAAUAAUAUAAGUUGUAAUUUAACUUUUUUGGGUUGUAAGUGCAUGAUAUUAUUUUUAGUAGGAUGACUGUAUCUUCCCUUAACAAAUAUCAGAAUAAUUUUAGUAUUUAAUUUUUGUAAAUAAAGGAAAGGGGAAUGAAAUGAUUUAAUCUUAAGUAUUAACAUGCAAAUCUGUAGCACAGAAAGAAAAGUCCUUUACUGUCAUAUGCACUUGAACUAAAGACUAAAGCACAUAAUGUUUACGUAAGACUCAGAUUGCAUAUAUACAUGUUUAUAUAUAAAUGUAUAUGUAUUGUUAAUGUGUAAUAUUUUAUAUAUAGUGUGUCACAGUAUACUCAGCGUACUAGAAUUGAUAUACUGAUAUUUUUGUUUGUAUGUUUGAAUUUUUCUUUUGCUUAUUUGUGUAAAUUUAUAGAUUUUUAAAUUGGUGCAGUGCAUCAAUGUUUGGGUUAGACUAGGAUUAAGACUGUUCUUUGGCAACAGUCGGUGCAAUGCAUCAAUGCAAAUUGUAUAGAAUAUUUCAGGUUUAAGAAAGGUUUACAGUAAAGAUUAAUAUAUCGGUGUAUGA
Messenger RNA from Penaeus monodon (black tiger shrimp), 3045 nucleotides. RefSeq names its product 2-hydroxyacyl-CoA lyase 2-like. Lineage: Eukaryota; Metazoa; Arthropoda; Malacostraca; Decapoda; Penaeidae. The coding region runs from base 234 to 2144 and encodes 636 amino acids. The record is from RefSeq and is a predicted model, not a curated record. Gene Ontology annotation, biological process: L-valine biosynthetic process. Gene Ontology annotation, cellular component: acetolactate synthase complex. The transcript is spliced from 14 exons. Gene Ontology annotation, molecular function: acetolactate synthase activity; magnesium ion binding; thiamine pyrophosphate binding.